Molecule: messenger RNA, 631 nt
Organism: Archocentrus centrarchus (flier cichlid)
Lineage: Eukaryota; Metazoa; Chordata; Actinopteri; Cichliformes; Cichlidae
Gene: snrpd1
Product: small nuclear ribonucleoprotein D1 polypeptide
Exons: 4
Coding region: 131-490 (119 amino acids)
Biological process (GO): spliceosomal snRNP assembly; RNA processing
Molecular function (GO): RNA binding
Source: RefSeq, a predicted model, not a curated record
CCCAUGUAAUGACGUAGUAUGUGCGCGAGGUAAACGUUAUAACUACCGCAGCGGCCUGUGUGUGUGUCUGAGGCCAUCGCUGUAAUUUUUUCCUGUGGUGGAGGCUCUGUGUCUGCAGUCCGUCACCAGCAUGAAACUAGUCAGGUUUUUGAUGAAGCUCAGCCAUGAGACGGUCACCAUCGAGCUGAAGAACGGCACCCAGGUCCACGGCACCAUCACAGGUGUCGAUGUGAGCAUGAACACCCACCUGAAGGCAGUGAAAAUGACCCUGAAAAACAGGGAACCCACUCAGCUGGAGUCACUGAGUAUCCGUGGCAACAACAUUCGCUAUUUUAUCCUGCCAGACAGCCUCCCAUUGGACACCUUGUUGGUCGACAUCGAGCCAAAGAUCAAGUCCAAGAAGAGGGAAGCAGUGGCCGGACGGGGGCGAGGCAGAGGACGAGGACGUGGCAGAGGAAGAGGAAGAGGACGGGGUGGACCAAGGAGAUGAUCCAAAGGCCUUACAGUUGCCUCUCAACAUCCACUGUUUGUACAGGAUUUUCUUUUUUUCGUUUACUCAAAGGAAACAGUUGAUUUUCGGUGUGCUUUUUGUUAUUUUGUACAUUAAAAUGCUCCUCAUUGAUGGGAUAAA